AAAUCCUCAGAAAAAACCAUCAAACAAUUACACAGAAAAACAAAUCCUUCAAACAUCGUUUUAUUUUUCUUCUCUCUAAACUAAAAAAAAUGAAGGGCACCAUAGUUCUACACCCUGCCAUGGGUAGGGGACACCUAGUCCCCAUGGUAGAACUUGGCAAGUUCAUAUACACUCACCACCACCAAAACCUCCCCAUCAAAAUCCUCCUCCCUUCGCCGCCCAACUCCACCACCCUUCAAUACAUCGCCGCCGUCUCCGCCACCACGCCUUCGAUCACCUUCCACCACCUCUCACCCUCACAACACUUACUCCACGUCCUCCAAACCCUCAUCUCCCAAUCUUCCAAACCCAAAGCCUUCAUCCUAGACUUCUUCAACCACUCCGCUGCUGAUGUCACACGAACCCUAAAAAUCCCCACCUACUAUUACUUCCCCAACUCCGCGAGUUGCGUCGCUCUCUUCCUUUACACCCCAACCAUCCACUACAACACCAAGAAAGGCUUUUCCAGUUACAGCGACACGCUUCGCCGCAUCCCCGGUUUGCCGCCACUGUCGCCGGAGGACAUGCCCACCUCCCUCCUCGACCGCCGGAGCUUCGAGUCCUUCGCCAACAUGUCGAUUCAAAUGAGAAAAACAGAUGGAAUAAUCGUUAACACGUUCGAGAAGCUUGAGAAUAAAGCUUUCUUCGCGUUGAAGAAUGGGAUCUGCAUGUCAUUAGAAACACAUAAGUCUCAUUCUUCAACGCCAGAAACACGUAACCCACGUGUCUUUUGCAUGGGCCCACUUGUUUCUAACGGUGGAGGUGAACAUGAUAAUGAUGAUAGUGGUUGCAUGAGUUGGCUCGACUCGCAACCGAGUCGAACCGUUGUGUUUUUAAGCUUUGGAAGCUACGGAAGGUUCUCGAAGAGUCAGAUAAGGGAGAUAGCGUUAGGGUUAGAGAGGAGUGGACAAAGGUUUUUGUGGGUUAUGAGGAACCCAUAUGAGAGAAGUGAAUUGAUUUUGGAGGAAUUGUUGCCAAAAGGGUUUUUGGAAAGAACUAAAGAGAGGGGAAUGGUGAUGAAGAAUUGGGCGCCACAAGUUAAGAUUCUGAGUCAUGACUCGGUGGGUGGGUUCGUGACUCACUGCGGGUGGAACUCGGUGUUGGAAGCGGUCUCUUGGGGUGUGCCUAUGGUGUCGUGGCCUUUGUAUGCGGAACAAAGGUUGAAUAGGGUGGUUAUGGUUGAGGAGAUGAAGGUGGCUUUGGCGUUGAAGGAGAACGAAGAUGGGUUUGUUAGGGCUAGUGAGUUGGAAGAGCGAGUUAGGGAGCUUAUGGACUCGGAGAGAGGGAGAGGGAAAGAGGUUAGAGAGAGAGUUUUGAGCGCGAGAUAUGAUGCUGUAGCUGCACUCAGCGAUGGUGGAUCUUCACGGGUUGAGUUGAAUGACUUGGUUGAGUUGUGGAUGCAAUGAUGCUUAAAAGAGUAUUUUUUUUUUCCUGCUUUUAUUUUAAGUCAACUGGGUCAACCAGUUCACAAGUUGCUACUUCUCAUUGUGUAUCAAUUAAAAAAAAUAGCAUUUUAAUAUUAGGGUAUGUACAAGUUUGAACAAGUAGGAGUCAACCAUCCAUACGAAAAUGCUAUUGAGUAUAUAUACGAAUAUGAAAUUUAAAGUGUUGUAUAAAAACGUUAAUUGGGUGAUGGAUGAACUAAUAAUGGCUUUUCUGUCUCUAUUUAUAAGCAUGCUCUUUACACGCCACUUUGGUUGGUUUCUA
Molecule: messenger RNA, 1746 nt
Organism: Glycine soja
Lineage: Eukaryota; Viridiplantae; Streptophyta; Magnoliopsida; Fabales; Fabaceae
Product: UDP-glycosyltransferase 13
Exons: 1
Coding region: 90-1445 (451 amino acids)
Molecular function (GO): UDP-glycosyltransferase activity
Source: RefSeq, a predicted model, not a curated record